Molecule: messenger RNA, 1593 nt
Organism: Hansenula anomala
Lineage: Eukaryota; Fungi; Ascomycota; Saccharomycetes; Phaffomycetales; Wickerhamomycetaceae
Exons: 1
Coding region: 1-1593 (530 amino acids)
Biological process (GO): peptidyl-serine phosphorylation; intracellular signal transduction
Cellular component (GO): spindle pole body
Molecular function (GO): protein serine/threonine kinase activity; ATP binding
Source: RefSeq, a predicted model, not a curated record
AUGGAGUCUUUGCAAUUCCAAAAUAGAGCAGCUAACAACUAUAAUGAUAAAUUUAGCUUUGAACCAAAUUCACCUUUGAAUAAAGAGAACCGUCCAUUGGAUAACAUUUCACCUUCUAAGUUGAACCAGCCAAGUAGCUUCAACACAAGUCCUUUGAGACCAAGACACAGAGAUGGAUCAAAAGCGUUAAGCAUCAAACAUAAAAGGAUGGUCAAUGUGUGCCAAAUGUACUUUUUAGAUUACUAUUGUGAUUACUUUGACUAUGUCAUUACAAGAAGAGAACGUACAAGAACUGUUUUAAACAAUAUUAAUAGAUCGCAAAAUCCGGAAAUGGAGUGGAGAGCUUAUGUGAAUAAUGAAACAUCAAUGUUGAGAAAAAGAAGGCUGAAACCAAAGAACAAAGACUUUGAAAUCAUCACUCAAAUUGGCCAAGGUGGUUAUGGUCAAGUUUAUUUAUCCAGAAAAAAAGACUCAAAAGAAAUAUGCGCUUUGAAAGUUAUUUCGAAAUCUAUGAUUGUCAGAAUGAAUGAAACUGAACAUCUAUUAACAGAACGUGAAAUUUUAGCAGCAUCAAGAAGUGAUUGGUUGGUAAAGCUUUUGUACUCUUUUCAAGAUACAUCAAGUGUAUAUCUUGGUAUGGAAUUUGUUCCAGGUGGUGAUUUCAGAACAUUAUUGAGUAAUUGUCACACUUUGGCUCCACCACAUUGUCGUUUUUAUUUAGCUGAAAUGUUUGCUGCUCUUAAUGACUUACAUAAAACAGGGUUUAUCCAUAGAGACUUGAAACCUGAAAACUUUUUAAUUGAUUCAAAAGGUCACUUGAAGUUGACUGAUUUUGGAUUAGCUUGUGGUACCAUUGCAGAUGAAAGAAUUCAUUCAAUGAAGUUGAAAUUAGAAAAAAUUGGUGAUGUAUUUGGUAAACCAAGAAAAGAGAGAACCCUUCUGGAAAGAAGAAAGAUGUAUCAACAGUUGAGAGAAACAGAUCUUAACUAUUCAAAAUCCGUUGUUGGUAGUCCAGAUUAUAUGGCUAUUGAUAUUGUCAAAGGUUAUGCUUAUGAUAAAACAGUUGAUUAUUGGUCUUUGGGUUGUAUUCUAUUUGAAUGUCUAUGUGGCUUCUCCCCUUUCAGUGGUGAAUCAACUGAAGAAACAUAUGCCAACUUGAAAAAUUGGAAGUCUUAUUUUGUCAGACCAAAGAAUAGUGAUGGUACAUAUGUCUUUAGUGAUAGAACAUGGGACCUCUUAAGUCGUUUAAUUGCCGACAGUCCAAAUCGUUUGAAGACUUUUGAACAUGUUAAAAGAACAAAUUAUUUUUCUGGAGUCGAUUUUGAUAACUUGAGAAACAAAUCACCACCAUUUAUCCCUUCACUUGAUUCAGAUCUUGAUGCUGGUUAUUUUGAUGAUUUUGAAGAUGAGGGUGAUAUGGCAAAAUAUGCUGAAGUCUUCAAUAAACAAGCACAUGUUGAAAAAUUGGCAAGCCAAAGUAAUGUUAAACCACCAAAUUUCAUUGGGUUCACUUUCAAACAUAAAGGCCAAUUAAACAAUAUAAGAAAUAUGUUUGAGAAUAGUUCUAGAGAUCCAUUCUCAACCCUUUACUGA